UGUCUUUAAUUGUCGCCGACCGGCGGCCUUUUGGCCUUUCUAUAAAAAGGGGCUUCGGUGGCCGGUGCGCCAGCAGUCUGUGCCGUAACAUGGGGCCCGCCGCCAUGUACGCGCUCACCGCUUUUCUGGCAUGCAUAUGUCUCUCUGUGGCAAUACCAACGCUGCCAUCAGGGAAUACACCGACAGCAGAUGCUGAAACAGUAAUCGAUGUACCCAAUGGAAAAGCCCACGUGUACAAGUACACAGCAGUUGUAUCGGCUGGGCAAGAUGAGCCGUCGCCCUUCGCGUCGAAAUUCCAAAUUCAAGGAAAGCUGAUUCACAAAAAUGUCAACGGCGAUCCAAACUCAAAGUACAUGAAACUACACGAGAUCAAGCAUACGGUCUACAAUGGAGCCGACGACGGAGACAUGCACGGCGAGUACCACGAACUUCAAGACACGAUGAAGGAUUUCGAGGAGCCUUUUUUGGCUGUCUACGACUGGAACAAGGUAAAAGGUAUCCGAGUACAAGCGAAAGAGCAAGUAUGGUCAAGAAAUAUGAAAAAGUCUUUGGCCGCGAUAAUGCAGUUCGAUUUAAAGGCCCUCAAGGCACGCAACAACGUUCUGUUAAAACCUUUCAAGACCACAGAGAAAACCAUCCACGGUGACUGCGAAGUCGAUUACGAUAUCAAGGUCGGAGAUUCGGCCGACAGGAAGGUGAUCUACGUGCGAAAGACCUACGAACCGAGAAAGUGCAGUGAUUACGUUCAACAGGUCGUUUCUGAUACCAAUAGUAUGGACUGCAAGAUUGACGCGGAGGAGGAUUUAGUUACAUUUGCCGAGAAAAUAUACGAAAUAGAAUAUUUUGAUAAUAAGUUUGUGAUUAGGAAAAUCAUUUCUCGUGAAAAAUCAAGUUAUCUGCCGUGGUUGCACAGAAGUUUUGGAACCCAAUACAUAAAAACAACACAAACUUUAGAAUUCGAAAGAGUGGUGGACGAUUCAGAAUUGAAUCUUCAGCUUGUAGACUUUACGAAUGUACCACUUAUAAAUGAUGUGACCUUUGAUAAUCUUGAGUACAUAGUAAGCGAAAAUUUAAAGAAAGAUAUACAUUUUGAAUUCAAUACCAUGGAUUCAAGAGAUUUGAUAGCAACGGUCAAAGAACUUUUGAUUGCCGCCGUAGAAUACUUAAAAACUAAUCCGAUUGUAAAAGAAGUUAAUCUUAAAUAUGUUGAUGUAUUUGAAAAACUUCAUCAAACUAUGGGAUACUUGGAUUCCGAAUCUAUGCAUUACAUUUUUAAUCAUUUCAACACAGCUACUGGAAAAGGAAACAUGUCUAGAUAUAUUUUCCUUGAAAUAAUUCCUCAUUUGGGCACUUAUGCUGCGUGGAACUUCACAAAAAAUAUUAUUGAAGAGGACAAAGUAGAGGAAUCAAUUGCUCUCGAUAUGCUUACUAAAUUACCAAUGUAUAUCCUAAAUCCCAAUGAAGAAUUUGCUCAAGACAUGCAAAAGCUUGCACAGUUUGACGAGAAUAAAAAGUCUAAAGCAAUCAAAAUUGCUGGAAUACUCUGCUAUUCCAUUUUGCUCCAUAAAACGUAUAAAACAUAUAACCUUGAUGUAAUAGUUCCUUGGUUCUUGGAGCGAAACCUUGAGGACUUCAACGAACGUAUAAUGUAUGAACCAACAUACUCGUCGAAAAUUGCAUACAUGAUGGCCAUGAGGAAUGUGGAAGUUGGAGAUAUUUACAAAUAUUUGGCUCCGAUAGUGCGCGGAGAGGACAUUUUCUUUAUAGAAGUAGACAUAAAUAGACCUGAAAAAUAUCGUAUGGCUGCUAUGUGGGCCGUUGCAAAAUCAAUCAGUCAUGACAAAAACUUGACGUAUAAGUUGUUCUGGCCAAUCUUGGCUAACAACACCGAGCCCUUAUCUCUACGUGUAACGGCGUACGAGCUUUUAAUUUCAAGAAAUCCCAUACUUGAUAUGAAUCUCCUGAUGAACGUUCACUGGAUGAUGGCACAGGAGCAAAACCAACACAUGUUUAAUUAUCACUACACAACGAUGCAAAGUAUGGCUGAAUCAACGGAUCCGUGCAUGAAGAGCACUUCGGAGAUGUUUAGAAAAGUCUUGCGCCUCACAAGGCGUCGAAAAGUUAUGAGCUCUGCACUGUCUCGCGUUAAAGUUUUUGAUUAUUUCGACAAUAAGUAUGGUCACGGAAAAACUUUCAAGCUAGGAGCCGAAGUUGAUGAAGCUUCUGGGAUCCCCCAAUUUGGAUACUACGAAGCUAUUUCUUCAUUUGCAAGACGACCAACAUUAGCUUCGGGGAUUUAUUGGAACGUAGAAGGUGUCAACAUUAAAACAAUCAGUACCUUGAUUAGUGAACUUCUAAGGCAAAAAACAGGCGUAGUAAGAGAUUUUACUACUUUUGAAGUAUCAAAUGAAAAAGUCAAAAACUUACUUCGUCAAACGCAUGGCUAUAAGUUACUUCAAAAAGAUAUACGUUUAGAAUUUUGGACGAUAAAUAAAGGCUACGUGACAGACGUGAGUAUUUACGUUGAAAAUAAUCUAUCAGAACUACUAAGGGAUUACGUAGACAAAAUCAAGAAUUUACUGGAUGCUGGGAAAGUGUCGAAUCGCAACACGAUAUUCGACGUUUCCUUCCUCAAUCAUUACAAAAUGGUGGUUGCAACAGAUCUUGGAAUCCCCGCAGUAUUUUACAAUCAAGUUCCAGAGUUCACUUACCUGAAAUUGAAACUUAACACAUAUCCAUUAAAAAGUAUGGUAACGACAAAUUUGGCAUUGGACGCGAGAUUUUAUCACCGAAGCUUUUAUAAAAUGGGAUUCUAUAAUCCUUUUAUCGGUGUAACACAAUCGGUCGUACGAAAAGUAACAACGGAUGCUGCUCUGCCGGUUGACAUGACUGUAAGUUUUAAUUUUGAGACACGCAGUUUGAAACUGGUUCUACCGAGGUCGCCAGAGUCCAAAUCAUCAGUUGCUGGCGUUAAAUUGCAAUCAGUCGAUCAAGUCGAAGUCGGAAAUGAUCACAAACAAUCAUUAGAAACGUAUUGCCCAGUCUGUGAACAUCAAAUUGAUAUUACAAACAAUCAAACGCAAAAAUACAAUUAUGAGGCUGUUACUCAUUCUGUUGACACUGGAUUGGAAUAUCUGGUAUCAAUCUCUGAUUGCGAAAAAAUGUCUUUUAAUGAACGAGAAGAAUGGUUCAGAGUUUUUAACACUGUAACUAAUAACGUAAAAAGUGAACCGUGGCCUAAUUAUUUAAUGAUUAUAAGUCAACGAUUACUGAAUUUUAUGAAUUCUCCGCAUACAAGUACCUGCCAAACAAUGCUAAAGGCAUCACCGUGUACAGUACACCCGACUUCUCAUAUAGAAAUGAAUUGGCGCUUUAAUUUGUUGAAAUUUGGUGAAGAAAUCGAAUUUAAUGUUCGAGGCUCUAUUGAUAGCAAGGCAGCUGUCACUAAUAAUACUAUGCGGUUUUGGAAUGUCGAUCUACAAGUUACAACUUCCCAAUUCUCUAAUGACAUUCAAUUCAAGGUCAUGAGACAAUCAUCUGAAGAAAGAAAUUUUAAGAUUUGUGUACAUGUGACCAAGGAGUAUCCUAAUUUUACAGCAAAUUCAGGAGCAAUAAAACACGAAACUAAUACUGUAGUUCAGUUUCUUAUGGACGAAUCCGACGGAGAUCAAUGCUCAGCUGAUGGAACAUCCAUCAAAGCAUUGAUAAAAGGCCAACUUUUAGAUGAGCAAAAGGAACGAAUGGCAAAAAAUGUUAGAAGUGGGUCGUGUUUCAAAAAUCCAUCAAAUCCUCUUGACUUAGACAUCAAUCAAAGAUUUGACUGGAAUUGCUUGUACCAAGCAGUAAAAGGGACUACAUUAAGAAAGUAUAUCAUCGACGUUACUUAUAAGCAGGUCUCGCAUGAAAUUCUUGCGAAACUAGCGAUGCUGGAUGAUUAUUUACGUCUCGACAAUUUUCCGCAUAUAACGUACAAACCAGAGCAUACUGAACCAGGAAAUGUCAAGCUUUCUUUCACGUAUUCUGUGAAAGAUAAUUAUAGUAAUAUAACGGUGAUGAACCCUUACUACUCUUAUGAACUAGACGAUGUUUUGUAUGGUCCAGAAGAUGAAGAAGACCGUCAUAAUGACUUGGUUUUGGAUAAUACUGGAUUUAGUACUAGUUUUCUAGUUGACUUCUACAAAGGAGACAUACGACCAUGUAUUGUUCAUUCCAACGAUCUAAUAAAUGAUCUGAAUCAAACGAUUUCGAUGGAUUUAAAAGACUGGACUCUCAUGACGGGCGAUUAUGCACUUCUGAGCUACGCUGUGCUUGUAAAAGCCGAACAAGAAAAUAAAGUUGCUUUAAGAAUAUAUACCAAUGAUCAUGUUUUGGAAGUAAAACCUGGGCAAUUAAAACCAAUAGUUAUACUGGAUGGUGCAGUAAUUACAAAUUACGAAAAAGGGACAGUAAUACCAAUCGAUGAGAACACUCAUUUUAGAUUUAUGAUGGUUAAUCAAUUACUUUCCAUUGAGGCGGAUAGGCAUUUCAUAGGUAAAUUGUACUACACACCCUACAAUGUUAUCAUACUUCCGCACAUCGUUUGGGAUAGAUCUAUUGAUGGAAUGUGUGGUCAUAUGGGCUCUACAACGUAUGUUCAAAAUGCUCCACUCAUUUACGGCAGUUCUUAAAGAGAUAUAAGCAUACGAAAGAUAAUUUUUUUACUGUAUUAGUUAUUUAAGCAUUUAAUUUAAGAAUAUUAACAUUAAGUAUCACGCACAAUUAUUUUAUUCUGCAUAAGUUUAGUUGUUUUAAAUGUAAAGUAUUUAAAUUAAUUAUUUCGUUGAUAAAAGUAUUAUCCUGUAAAGGAAUAUUGAAUAAAGAGAUUUCAAAAGUUA
Messenger RNA from Nasonia vitripennis (jewel wasp), 4874 nucleotides. It is a transcript of the gene Vhdl, whose product is annotated as vitellogenin-3-like. Gene Ontology annotation, molecular function: lipid carrier activity. The transcript has 16 exons. The record is from RefSeq and is a predicted model, not a curated record. NCBI's taxonomy places the organism in Eukaryota, Metazoa, Arthropoda, Insecta, Hymenoptera, Pteromalidae. Gene Ontology annotation, biological process: lipid transport. Bases 90 to 4667 code for a protein of 1525 amino acids.